AUGUGGCCUUCCUGGGUGAAGAAACGCGCUCCCAGCUCCACCUCCACCCCAUGCCCAUCCAUCGAGCUCGUCGCCGCUGCCGCCACCCCCUCCCUCAAAGACAUCCUCUCCCUGCUCCACCCGGAGCCUGCUGCCAACCCGCCGCAGCCCGGCGCGCCGUCGCCGCGCGUCUUCCAUCGUCUCCGCGUCGCGGCCUCCGCUCUCCGGCUCCUCCGCGCCCUCCAGCCGGCGCAGGCCGCCGCCGCCGCCGAGCAGGAAGGCGGGCGGCUGGUGCUGUACUUCACCUCGCUCCAGGCCAUCCGCCGCACCUUCGAGGACUGCAGCGCCGUGCGCGCCAUCCUGCGGGGGCUGCGCGCCGCCGUCGACGAGCGCGACCUCUCCAUGGACGCCAGCUUCGCCCCGGAGCUCGCCGCGCUCCUGCCAGGCCGCCCCCGCGCCGACGUGACCCUGCCCCAGCUCUUCGUCCGCGGCCGGCACCUCGGCGGCGCCGAGGAGGUCCGCCGCCUCCACGAGUCCGGCCAGCUCGCCCGCAUCGUCGUGCCCGCGCCCGCCCCCUGCGCCCGCUGCCGCGGCGUGCGCUUCGUGCUCUGCGGCAGCUGCAGCGGGAGCCACAAGCAGUUCACCCUGAAGAUCAGCGGCGUCGGCGGCCGCUUCCGCGAGUGCGCCGACUGCAACACGAAUGGCCUCGUCCGGUGCCCCGCCUGCUUCCCCCCGGCCGCCUGA
Messenger RNA from Lolium rigidum, 723 nucleotides. RefSeq lists its product as uncharacterized. The record is from RefSeq and is a predicted model, not a curated record. The transcript has 2 exons. Lineage: Eukaryota; Viridiplantae; Streptophyta; Magnoliopsida; Poales; Poaceae. The coding region runs from base 1 to 723 and encodes 240 amino acids.